CACAUACAUACAUACACACCGGCCGCAACAUGACGGGCGGGCGGACAGACUGACACACCGGGGCACCGCCGCUCCGCACGGAUUAUUCUCCCCGCGCCGGGGCGACGCAGCGAUCCAGCGGGGCGGGGGCGGUGCCGGUGCCGCGCUGCCAGGAGGGUCCCGGCCCCCGCCGGCCAGCGGCGAGCGCGUCGGGCGCCGGAGGAGCCCGGCCAGGUUAUUUUAUUGGCUGUGAAGAACCACGGACCCUUUGUGCCCUGAUGGGGGACUCGGGGUCCAGACGAUCGACUCUUGUAUCUCGGUUGCCAAUAUUCAGGAGGAGCGUUAGCCGGAGACACGACUCCCUUCCCUCCUCGCCUUCUUCUGCCAAUGCCAUYGGUGUCCACACCUCCUCCCCAUCCAGCACCAACUCCAGCUCAGGGAGCACAGGAAAGCGMCGGAGUAUUUUCCGCACUCCUUCCAUUAGCUUCCACAACAAGAAAGGGAGCGAGCAGAAGCCUGACUCAGCGAGUCAAAAUGUUAACAUCUCCAAUGGUGCCCAGUCCUCUCUUAGCACUUUUCAAAAACUCAGCUUAGACGAACACAUAAAGAGCAGAGGAAGGCAUUCAGUUGGCUUCGGCAGCUCACGGAACAAGAAGAUAACGAGRUCUUUGACAGACGAUUUUGAAAAGGGAAAGGAGCAUUCAGCCAAUAAGAAUGUCUUCAUAAACUGCAUAAGCUCUGGGAAGAAUGAGGGUGAUGAUUCAGGCUUUGCAGAAGAGCAGAGCCGAUAUUCUGUCAAACAGUCCACUCGGAAACUUCUCACUAAAUCUUUCUCAUCACACUACAAAUUUUCCAAAGCAGUUCCAGAGAGUCAGUCGGUUUCCUCUGUGCAGCAGCCCAGGUGUGUGCUGGAAGUUAAAUCCUACGUGGAAAGUGAACCUGUGAUGGCUAAGUCGUCUCCUCCGUGCUCGGCUGAGACGACAGAGUGCAUGGGCAGCUCCCUGCAGUCCCCGCUGCUCUCGGCUGACCUCACCGCUGCCCAGACCCCCUCGGACUUUGUCGCKCUGACCGAGGACUCUGUUUCAGAGGCUGAUGCCCUGCCCAGCAAUGGGCAUGGGGCACUGCUCGCAGAGGAUUUUGGCCACGAUGUCUCUACCUCUCAGAUGUUCUUUAAUCCCGCUGCUGCUCCUGCGAGGGAGACAGAUACUGUGCAUAGUACUGGCCAUUCUGCUGGUGUAUCUCCCGUGAGUCGCGCAAGCUCGUGCAGUGUAGAAUCCAGUACCUUAUUCAAAACCUCAGUUGCUAAUCAAACAAAAGUACUGUUGCAAGCCAAUGGACUACAUAUUAAUGAUGCCAGGCACAUAGAAAAAAUUAACCCGGCAAAUGYACAUUUAGAAUCCUUGAGAUUACAACAUAGUGAAGAACUAGUGACACUCUCUCCAAAGGUACAGGGGUUGAGUGGGAGCAGAGAUGAAAGCACCCCAUCCAAGCACAUGAGAGACACAAUUCCUGUAGUGGAGUCUAAGAAUGUUCCAUGUUCUGAACCUCAGUCCUUUAAAACACCACAGGUUUAUGAAUCAAACCAUCCUAAAGUYGAUGUUGCCAAUAGCCUCAGCCCGUUCCGGGAAGGCAGAUUUGUUGAGAAAAGACUGAGGUCCUCUUCGGAAGGUACUGCUGGGGGCAGCCGGCUGAUCAUCAAACCAAAGGAUGGAAAUGCAGAAGAGCUGAACAGCCUAAGGAAGCAGAGAGCAAGCUCAUCCUCUUCCAAAAUGAACAGCAUGGAUGUUUUGAAUAACUUGGGYUCCUGUGAGUUGGAUGAAGAUGACCUAAUGCUUGACUUGGAGUUCCUGGAAGAGCAGCAUCACCAUCGUUCUGUUUGCCGGGAAGACUCCUACCAGUCMAUAGUCUCAUGUGCUGCUGUAGUGCUUACCCCUGUGGAGACAACGGUGGAUACAAGGAAAAAAGAGCAGAUGAUAAUGCCUGAUGUGUCCAAACAGAAUCUAUCCCUGAAGCUGUCAAAGGAGGUGGAGCAAGGAGAAGCCMGGUACCCUCGUGUCAGCCAGCUGGCUGGCAGCCCAUCCGUGGAGUGGCCUUUCCCUGCUCUGGAAGAAGGUGGAGGMAUUGAAUCUUUGCCCUUCAGAUUGAUGCUCCAAGACUGCACAGCUGUGAAGACAUUGCUUCUGAAAAUGAAGAGGGUUCUUCAAGAGAGUACGGACAUGAGUCCAGCUAGUAGCACAACCUCCCUCCCCGUUAGCCCCCUUCCUGAGGAGCCGUUGUUUUUCAAGGAUGGAAUAAAAGAUGAAUGCUCUAYGCUGAAGCUCCAGCUGAAGGAGAGAGACGAAGUCAUAGCCCAGCUUCGUGAGGAGCUGGAAAAGGCUCAGUGCUUUCAGAAGGCUCUUGCUUCUCAAGCAGAUAAAUCCACGCAGACAGAACUCGUARGCCAUGAUACUACAUAUCCAAUCAGAACGGCGAGCCAAAAUCUCAGCACAAGGGACAGAAAGUCAGCACAUACUCCCACCGAGGACCCUUUUAGACACCCACCAGGCAMCCAAGCAGCAGCAUAUGAAAGCAAGAGCUGUCAGCUGUCCAAUUUGUGUCUGAGCAGCCUACUAAAAGAGAAGGAGAUUGUGGAAGCCAUCAAGCAUACCCAAGGCACGUAUGAAGCGCUGGCUUCAGAGGUCACCCAGAACGGUUUGGCUGUCACAGCACCCGGCACAGCAAAGCCAUCAUCCAAGGCAGAAAGCUUCCCAAUGUUCUCAGGAGCUCCAAAAGACCCAACUGCUGUGCCUCGGCAGCAUACCACCUUCACAGGGAGACUGGGACAGCCCCCCAGGGGGCCCAUCUCUUUACAUAUGUACAGCAGAAAAAAUGUUUUCCUCCACCACAAUUUGCACACGGCAGAGCUACAGACUUUAGGUCAACAAGAUGGCUAACAAGGUGCUUAUUUUUCUUGCCAUGGAAGGAGAGUUGAUURAAGAGGGACAUAAGCUCACCUAAAGCUCUGUUUUCAGUUCUCAUCUGCUGCUAAUUUCAUGUGAAAAAAAAAAUAAAUAAAACUUUAACAUUGUCUGUAGGUUCCAUAUUUUCCCAUCUGGGACUGAGGCAAUAGGAUGAAUUAGAUUGUUAAGUAACUGGGCUGAUUUGUCAUGCAGAAGUCACCACGGGUGUAAUAAAUGGGACCAUUUGGCUGGCACUGCUAGUCCAAUAUUGGCUAAAUAUAUUUUUUCCCCUCUAUAAGUCACUAUSAUUCCCUGAAAUUCUAGAAGAUGAUCUUAAAUAAUCCUGUAUGUUUAAUAAUAUUACUGUUCAAGUAGAUGUGAGAAAUGAAUAGAUAAGUAAUUAGAAACCUUCCUGAAUUUCAUAAAGAUUAGAGAAAUAAGGAGUCAGAAAUCUUUAAGGACCCUCUUUUUAGACUUUCUUGUUGGUUGGUUUUUUUUUUUUGUACAGUGAAAUUUGGUUACUUGCAGAAUGUUAACACUUCCUGCUGUAUGUGCCUCAUGCCACAAGUAGGGGAAGUGAUUGAUUUUCCUCUAACAGGUUCAUAGAGACUCGCCAGGUAUUCGAGUCAGUAAUUGGGUCCCAAACUAAGGAUGUCAGUUUGUUUCCUCAACCUUCCUUUCCCUCUUCACGCUUCUAUUUAACUUCAUUUCUUUGAGUGUUUCUGUUCCACAAUGACAUGUCAAGUUGWGGUGAUCUUUGUGCUUUGCAGGCGCCAUAGCGCUCACAAUGCAGUGUGACAUUCUGCUGUGUAAUGCAUUCUAAAAUUUCAUUUCACUUCCCAAACCAGAAAUGUGUGGAAGACUAAAGUAAGAGAAAUCAUCUUAUUACUCAGGCUAAAUGACCUGCCUAAAUCAUAAUUUCUGUGGGCUGUGUCUUGUGCCCUUCAGGACGUGUUGGUUKACAGCAGCUCAGUGGGUUUGUUAGUCUUGACAUGGCACAGACAAGUGAGAUUCAUUUCCUGCCCGGUCUCAUGGGAGCACGGAAUCAUCUGGUCACACCACAGAACCUGAAGAUCUGUCAGUGGCAAAAGAUCAGAUUUUCCCCUCUCAGAAGGCUUUGGAAACAUCUCAGUCCAGUUACUCCAAACAUGUGGCAUAUAUCGAACAUGACAUUUCGUUUACAACCUCUCUGAUGCAGAGUAAUCAGUUUGAGCUGUAAUGGCACGUGCAGUUAGUGGUUUAUAAAUAAUGUGGCACAUUUAAGUAUGAUUGAGGCAGAUCUGAGACAAGUCACCUCUCUCUUUAACUGGUGAUUAAUAAAGAAAGACAAGGGUGAAGUUCACUCUCACACACAAAAGCGAGCCAUUGUGACUUAACAGAGAUAGCAUAACAUGAAAAAUAAAGCUUCUGUUGCCACUAAAAAUCUGGAGCUUUUAAAAGAUAAGUCACAUAGCGUAUAUAAAAUGAUUUAAUGAUAAAAUUUUACCUAGUGUUAAAUAUGUCUGCUACACUACUUAAUACCUGGAUUAAAACAAGGAUUGUUUAGAUUUAGAAAAAAAUAGAUUAUGAGCUUGGCAGGUAUUCUGCAAAGCAAUUUCAGCAGCCUAAAAUUUCAGGCUUCUGUUUACUGAGGAUUUUAUUUUGAUUAGAGCAGAUUUUAUUACAUUAUCUGAURUUGAAGAGAGCAGGUUUUGUCUAAAUAUUCUGUAGUGAUAAUUUUGGGUAUCCAGAGAUGGAUACAUAAGAACCAAGACAAACAUUUGCCAAAAUUCUUCAUGUUCAUGUGUGCGUUGCUACUGCCAAAACAGAAUGUGCGAAAAUUGCAAACACAGCUUUACUGAAUUAACUGUGGGUAUUCAAGACUYCCAAUCCUGCAUUGAAACUCAUAAUGUAGAGUCUACCAAAUAAGUUAAAACUAGUAAUAAGAUAAUUUCACUGCUCAGAAUCACUUUUUCUUCUUAGCAGUAUCCUGAAGUCAUGGUGGGUUUAAAGGACAGUUAAUUCUUACUAACAAUUCRUUUCAGUAUUGCUCAUCUCAAGAGUUGAUGUAAGCAAUUGAAUUUCAGAUCUGUAAAUAAAUUAAGCAUACUCUGUAAUCAAGGAAUUUUUUUUCCAGGAUACAAAUGUACUUUACUAUGUUAAAGAAAAACAAAAAAAAACAAGCAAACUAAUACCCUCUUUGUUUUAGGUUAUGUACUGUAUCUAUAGCUGGUUUUUUUUCCUGGGAAAAUGGACUUUUGGAUUACACUUUAUUUAAAAAUCCAUCUAUAAACUUCAAAAAUAGCAUUUUAAAUGCUACUAUUUUCUUGGAGAACAAUCUUUUUUAGAGCUGAAACUUAAAAAAAAACUGGAAAAAAAACAGUUCAGUGAAAGCGAGGGAUAUUUUUAAAAUGUCAUCUUGAAGCUGUUUUGUAUCAGUAUUUUCAGCAUUGUUAUUUGUAAUACUGAGUGUAAAUCUCACCCAAGGAAGGGUAUUAACCACAUGUUAAUGUACAGUACAGCAGUAACUGUAAAACAGAGGUCCUUUGUUUGAUCCUCUUGUGUACAUAGUAAAUCAUAAAGCAACAGCAUGUGGACAUUCUUGCAGUGAAUURAUUCCUUUGUACUAAAAAUCUCUAGUUUUUUAAGAGUUCCAUGUACAAAAUGAUUUAUACAUUUCUCCAAGGCUGUACAUAUCCAAAGACAUGACACCGGGGGAAAAGGCAUUUAUUAUUUUUUUCCAUGGAUGUACCUUUCUUCCCUUUUCUUUCUCUUUCUGUACAACAAAACAUAACUGCGAAGUUUCUGCUAGAAGUUACUUGUUUUUAGUUCCAUGUCUUUCAGUGUGAUGAGGGCAUUUUAAGGAGGAGGAAAUCCCGAAAGAAAAUCUGUUUCCAUUUAAGUAGUGUCCGUCCCAUUUUUUUAAAGCAAUCACUUGGCAAGAGAAGCCUUAGAUCUGUGCCCUAAAUAGUUUUUCAGUCAUUUAACAGAGCGACACCUGAAAUGGCUUUACCAUCAUCUCUAGCCCUACCCUGACCAGAGUGCUUCUACAGGAUACAAUGAGAUGCCCAGGGCCAGCCCAGGUCAUAAAUUACUGAGAUGGAAGGAAAACACUUCUUUGAUGUUUGGCUUUCAGAGCUCUGGAAAGGGAGGKUUUUUUGUAUACCUUGUGCAUGUGAAUGAAGCUCGAACUGUGUGCUUGUGCACACUGGAAAGAGAAGUCUUACUACAAAGAUCUCUUCUAUUUAGGCUAUUUAGCAGCAUUUUCAUAUGCAUUUAUGCAUCCAGCAACAUAAUUUUCUGCCACCCUUCAAGACAAGCCAGCCCUCUAAAUGUARAAUGAAACAGCCAGAAUAGAUUCCAAUACUGCAAUCCAGACUCUUACAGGUUUUUAUUCCAAGCUACACACAUCCACCUAAAUGUUAGAAGGGGUUUCCUUAUGUGGCUCUUCUGGAAAUUCUGAAAGGGUGUAUAUCCAGACUAAGAUGCUCAAAUGAUGUUUAAAUAAACAUUUGAAAGCUUAUCAAAAUGUUUGUGCUUGCUCUACAAGUUCAUUACAGUCAUUACAGGUUUGUUACCAAUAAAAAUUGGUAUUUUUCCUUUUCCUAAAAGCCAAUUUGGAAGUAAUGAUUUCUGUCUGUGCUGAUUCCCAUUAUACUGUUAAGUACACAAUACACUCUGCAAACUAGUAAAGUGGGGUAUUUACAAAUCAGGACUGUAAUUUAUAUGCCCCAACAGUUGUGCCAUAUCUGCCCUGGUUUGAUUUCUAUGACAUUGACUUUGAUUAAUUAUACUGAGUUAAGUCAGUAACUGAGUUAACUCAGUAUAAUUAAUGAYUGGGAUUGUGGCCUUUGAUCCAACUAGUCUCGGUUUAUGCAUAGGAGUUCUCUGAAUUUGGAAAUCUUUCCUGAUUCACAAAAAACCCAAGAAAAUACUUAAUCUAACAAAACCACCAGAUCAUAAUCYUUGGUAAAACAUUCAAAAGCAAAAAAAUCCCAGCAAACCCCUUUGUAUAUCUGCAUAGUUCAUAAAUGAAGUAGAGUAACAUCUAAAAAAUGCAAAAUCUUGAAAUAAAUACCUAGAAAAAAAACCCAAACUAAAUCCAGUGGAGUCUUUGUUCAGAUGUUUGUAAAAGUUGAUUAAGUUUGUAAAGAUGUUGAUGAGUUCUGAAUCUGAGUGCAGUAGUGAAAUAUGUUGUGUGGCCUCUACCACUCUCACUCUGAUGAUUUUUUUGGGGAGAAUUUGCUGUUUGAAGCUUGUUCUAGACCAAGCAGGCAGUACAGUGUGAGGAAAUACAUUGAAAGUAACUGUGGAGGUCUUUGCCUAGCUUGGAGAAACACACAGCAUCGUUUCCAGGAUGUAUCUUAGUGUUCUCAGGAGAAAAGCCUCAACUCCUUCAGACCAAGAUUGCCUCUAAAUGGGCUUUACUUUAACAUGUCCUAUAUGGUGCACUUCUGAAAUAAUUUUGAAAUUUCAGCAGCUGCAGAAUGCACCUCGCUGGGUU
Molecule: messenger RNA, 7401 nt
Organism: Malurus melanocephalus (red-backed fairy wren)
Lineage: Eukaryota; Metazoa; Chordata; Aves; Passeriformes; Maluridae
Gene: CCSER1
Product: coiled-coil serine rich protein 1
Exons: 10
Coding region: 258-2912 (884 amino acids)
Source: RefSeq, a predicted model, not a curated record